GUUUAUUUUACUGAAUAUUCUGAUUGAUAUUUAUUAUCAGUAGUCAGUAUUAUGAUAACAGAAAUUAUUUUUCUUAGUUGAUCUUGAUUUAAAUUCUUUUGAUUUUUAUUUUAUACAAGUAAAUUGUGUUGCCAAUAAACUAAAAUGGGCAAGGGGUUUAAUAAUUACAUGUGUAAAAAGUUCUUUCAUCCAGCGUCGAGAGAUAAUUUAAAACGAGUAAGUUUUUCUUUAUCCUUGUGGGAGGGGAUCAAAAUACUCCCACGGUAUCUUUACCUGUCAUAAGAGGCGACGAAUCUAGUUGUAUUAGGUCGACAGCCGGUGUAAAAUUCUGUCAUAUAGUAUGAGGGAUUUUAAACAAAACAUAAACAGAUUGUCCCAUCUCCGAUCUGCCCAGGGAUAACAGUUGAUAGUUGUAUUAGGUCGACAGCCGGUGUAAAAUUCUGUCAUAUAGUAUGAGGAAUUUUAAACAAAACAUUGACAGAUUGUCCCAUCUCCGAUCUGCCCAGGGACAACAGUUGAGAGGAAGUAUUAUGGUACAUGAUGUUUUGCAGAUGAUAUAGGUUUGAUAGGAGUAAAUGAGGAAUAAUUUAUCAAUGGGCUUGAGGAAUGGAGAGUUGUUCUUGAAAGAAUGGAACUAAGAACAUGGGAAGUAUAACAGAGUACGAGUUUGGAGGAACAGAAUAAGACAGAUAACUAUAAUAAGUACCUAAUUAUAGAUGAGGUUGAAAGUUUUAAGUACUUAUGACCUUUAAUACAAAAGAAUGGUGGUUUUCAUAUGCAUGAGAAACAUAAGAAUACUUGUGGUUGGAUAAAGUGAAGAGAAGUGUCGAGUGUUUUAUGUGACAAGAAAAUUCCAAUGAAACUUAAAGUUAAGUAUUACAGAAGUGUAGUGAGACUAACUAUGUUGUAUGGUUUUAAACGUUGGGGGUAAACAGAAAAUAAAACAAAAAAUGAGUGUAGCAGAGAUGAGAAUGCUUAGGUGGAUGAUUGGAGCGACACGAGAAGAUAAAAUAAGGGAUGAUAACAUAAUAGGUAGCUUAGGCAUGGCUUAGAUAGUAGACAAAAUGAGAGAAAAUAGACUAAGAUGGUUUGACCAUGUCAAGAAAAGAGAGGAACAGAAUAAAUAAGCAUUGUAAUGAAUAUAAGUGCAGGAGGAAAUAGGUAGAAAAGAAGACUGAAGAAGCGAUGGUUUGCUGCAAUAGAGAAUGAUAAAAGGACAGCUGGUGUAUGCGAGAUGGGAGAUCUGGUCAAGUGGAAGUUUAGAAUGAAAAUUGCUCAAUGAUGUACUUAUUUAGUGAAGUUUGUAAAUAUUUAGAAAACAUUAUAAUUAUAUAUUCAUGUUCUGAUAUAAUAUUACAUGAUUAUUUUAUUUUAGAUGUCAUAAAUUUUAAACUAUUAUUCAAUAUAUUUUUAAAUAUUACAAUUUUGUUUGUAAUUAUGUUAAUGACCUAUAGGUAUGGAUGGCAGAACAGAAAUCAGAAAAAGACAAAAAACGACAGGAAGAAUUACGUCUUCAAUAUGAAAAAGAGCAAGAUCUUUACAAUAAUAAGUAUGUAUAAUAUUUUUAUGCUUGAGAUAAAAUUUAUGUUUUUUACUUUUUAUUUUUUAGAGCAUUGUUGUCAAAAGAAAGCAAGGAUAAAUUAAGUGUGAAUUUUAUGUAUGAACCACCACCUGGGGCAAAAAAAGAAAGAGAGCGCGAAGAUAAUGAACCUGAAUAUAAAUUUGAAUGGCAAAGAAAAUUUAAUGCCCCUAGAGAAGAGUAUGAAACAUUAUUGUUUUUAUUUAAAUAUUAAUAAUCUUAUACAAAUAUUUAUAUAUAACGUUUAUAUUUCUAUAAUAUAAAUAAAUGUAAUUUAUACAGGAUGAUUUAUUAAGCGUGCCCUUCUCAACAUUUAAAGAAUAUCCUGUGGUGAUACCAAUUUUGGUUUUUCUGAUGAGAACCUAUAUUAAAAAUUUCAUAAAUAGAUAUUCAUUUAAAUAAAUUAUGGUGUUAAAAUGUUUGAUAUCCAUCUACCCGUAAACAAGAUAUUUCACUUUUAAGUUCAGAUAAGAAAUAGAUAUUGUAUAUCCCCUGUUAACAUUAAAUACAGAUGGUUUACCGGUAAGUUUAUUUUAAAAAACCUUUUCUUUCAAUACCCUGAUGUUUAUAAGUAUUUUUUUGACGUUUAUUAUGCAUGGUGUUACGUUCAAAAAUCUCUCCUUAUUCUUGCUUUCAUUGCAUAUUCAUUAUCUUUUAUCAACAGCUAUAUUCUAAAUCCAGUAUACUUUCAUCAUACAACCUUGUCUUUCAGGUUCUUUCAUUCUUUGCAACUGUUCACAUUGAUAAAUUAUUUUAAAACUUAUCAAUUAACUCCCUCAAAACUACUCCUACUAUUGUUAAUAACUUCUUUCUUAAGUUUAUUCACAUUUCUUUCCAUUCUUUUAUCUUAAUUUUCACCAAUGGUUCUGUAUCCCCUUUUUUGACUAAUUACUUCUUUAACAUCCCUGAUUUACUCAUCUCUGUCCAACAAUUCAACAAAGCAUUCGAGCUCUUACCUACGUUAGCCCCUAACAUUUUUUUAUUGCUUCUAACAUCCUAUACUGCCUUCAAGGACUCACCACUUAUAUAUUCAAUUCUACUCCCUCUCUAUUUCUGUUAGAAAAAGACUGUAUCUUUACAAUCUUAGUUUCUCCAGUUUUGUGAUAACAUUUUUAUGGAUUCUUAGUCACAGAUAUCCUUGAAAAUAAAAUUGUAGAUUCUCUGUCUAAAUCCACCUCCUCUCUUAUUCCUUUUUAAUACAACUUUGAACGAGACAUGCUAUUUAAUCACUGGCUAUCGAAAAAUACUUCAGUAAACAAACUGUACACUCAAUCCAGUAUAGCUUCACCUGAAAUCUGAUGCUCUGUACAGGUUGACUGGCAACAAACAAACAUUAUUAACGAAUACCCUACAUAUAUUACAUGGAAGACAAGAAGAUAUAUUCCGGUUUAAAUCCAGAAAUAGUUUAAUGAGAAGGACUAAGUGCAUCAUGAGAAAUCCUAAAGAAGAUGUUUUACUUUAUUUAAAUUGAGACUUAAAUGUUAAUCCUAUUUUAUUCCGUUUUUAUUUUAUAUUAUGUUAAUCUUUUAUUUUACUCGUGUAUUUCUAAUUGCGCUGUUGCCUAACACAAAAUAAUAAUUCCUUGGACUGAUUUGCUAAAGAUCAGAAUUUGAAUAUAACCAAAAUUUAAUCAACAUAAUGGGGUGAGCACGCUUAGUGAAUCAUUCUAUAUAUAAAUUUCACUUGCUCAUUAACAUCUUUUAUUGGUUUUAAAUUUAUUAAAUAGCUGUAUGCCGUAUAUUUGUUUUUAUUAUUAUUAGAUAUUGUCUUUACUUUAUAUAGAAAAAACAACAAAUUUAAAAAAAAAAAAAAUGUAUUGCAGUUAUUGCAAAGGUGAUCAAGAAAUUCGAGAUCAACCAUUUGGUAUUCAAGUGAGAAAUGUACGUUGUAUCAAAUGUCAUAAAUGGGGUCAUAUUAAUACAGGUUAGUUGAUUAUUGAAAUAUAUUAUAAUUUUAUAUUGUUUUCUUACACCAAUUUUGAAAUAUAUUUUUUUAUUUUACAGAUAAAGAAUGUCCCUUAUUCAACCAAGCAAGUAUAUCAGAAGCUGUAACAAAUGUUUCCUCAACAAAUGGUAACAGUGCUAACAUAAAAACUCAAGAGCUAAUAAAACAAAUGCGAGAAGAUGGCUUGGCAUUGAAAAAAAGUGCUGCUUCUACACAACAACAAAUAUCAUUUACAGUUAGUUCUUUUAGUUAUAAUUUAUAUUAUUGGUUACAUUAAAAAUUUUUAAAUAUAUAGAUACUUGUUUUUUGUUUUAAUUUUAUAAAAUAUUUAAAUGACCAAUGUUCAAUAUAGACAAAUUAAGGGAAUUAGCUGGAAUUAAACUUAAAAAUAUUUUGUUUUUUUGAAUGACAGAAUGUAUAAAAUAAAAAUUGUUUUAUAGAUUUGUAACUUAUACAUUUCUUACUAUUAUUGAGUUUUGUUUAUUUUUUCUAGAACAAUGGAGAAGAUAGUGACACAGAACUAUUCAUGUAUGUUAAAACAUUGUCUAGGAAGAAGAAAAUGAAAUUACUCAAGUAAAAUAUUUUUAUAUACAUCCUAAACAUUUAAUUAUUCUUAUUUUAUUGUAUAAGUACUUAAAAUAAUUUAAUAUCAUUUAUUGAUUUAUAUUUUAGACGUUUAGAUCGAAUGGAUAAAUUAAUGAUGAAAGAACAGAAGUUAAUUUCUAAAACAGAAAAAAAAACUAAGAAACAAACAAAAAGAAGACUUAGUAGUAGUUCUGAAUCAUCAGAAUAAUUCAGGUUUUUUGCGAUUGUAUUUUUUUUUUUAUGAAUACACAUAUUGAUAUUAAAUAUGUAGUUGUAGUAUACACAUUUUAAUGUUAAUAUUGUAAUAUAUUAAUAAUGUAAAAUAUGUAAAAAUAAUGAUAAAUAAAAAACAACUCAUUAUAAUAAUUAUUUAUUUUUUUUAUAAACAUACAAAUUGUAAAAAAUAUAUAUAUUUAAAAAGAGUCCAGGAUAUGUUCUCUUUGCUUAAUCUAAAAUAUAUUGGUAUAGAGCUUUUACUUAAAGCUAUUUCAACUGGAAAUGUUGAAAUAUUCAACUCAUCACAGAAUGCAUAAAAAAAAUUUAAAAAAAUAGUUCACAGUCUAGUAUCAAUUAAAUUAAAUAAUAAAUAAUUGUAUAGUUAUAAUUGAGGGGCUGGGUGCAAGAGCAUUUUCUAGAAAAAUGUGAUUUUGAGGUAAACAGAGUUGAAGUUUCAAAUGUGUGACACUCUUUUGGAUCUACUCGCAUGGUUAUAAAAUUUGUGUCAUAUGAUAGAUCAAAUUUAAAAAAAAAUAAUUGUUUUUGUUUUAUUUUUCUAUGUGUCCACUAAGUUUUAAAUUAAAGCGUUAUUUGGUCAUGAAAAUGCCCUUCUUGCACCAAACAGUAAUUACCUAUUAUAUUUCAAUUAUAAUAAUUAAAGAAUUUGAAUUUUAUUAAUUUAUUCAUAACUUUUGAAUAAUAUGAACAUAAUAAUAAAUAAUAAUAAUUAUGAGAAUAAAAAUAAAAUUACAAAAAUGACUAAUACUUAAUAGUCACGAAGUGUAACAUAUUACAACGAAAACAUGAGACUUACAAUAAUAAUUUAGAAACAGUUUUUACCAAAUCUAUUAAUCUACAACGAAAACUAACAAAGUUAUCUACCAUAUUAUUUUUAAAUCAUUGAACAAAAAACAAUAUUAUUUAUAAAUAUAACAUAUAUAAUAUGUGAUUCUAUGCAAGAAAGCCAUUUACCAUCAUGUGAAAGCUUCUACAGUGCUCUAUUAUUAAAACUUCAAACUAAAAUUUUAUAUACAUAUUGUAUAGAGGUAGCUGAGUUCAAAAAAACAUUUUAAGCAAAAAGAGCAUUUCUGUGAAAAUGCCUAUCUUGCAUCCAGCCCCUCAAUUAUAGUUAUAAAUAAAAUAGUGAGAUAUCAAUAUAAAUAAAUUUAUGAUAGUCUAUUUUACUAUUUUAAUUUAUCAGUAGGAUUUAUCAAAGAACUUUAUAAAUUAGUCUGUGAAGUACUCUGCUCAGAAUUAUCAUCAUACAGACCAGGGUUAAAAUAAAACUUUUUAUUAAAACCUCUAUUUGACCAUUCAGGGGUUUGGAAUCCAUUCAUUUCGCAGUUGAGGUUUCUAAUUUCAAUAUCCACCUAUAACAUCAAAACAUUACAGCCAUAAUCAUAUUACAUGAUUAUUAAUUUUUAAUAUUAACCAUUUUCAUCAUAGUGUCCAAAUCAAAUUUCCAGGCAUUUUUACGAACUACUUCACAAAAUUUUUGUACAAACCAUGAUCCAUAUUCGCAGUCACGUUUUGCGUUAUACCCUAAA
This is a messenger RNA of Cinara cedri, 5871 nucleotides long. The record is from the annotation of a GenBank genome assembly. NCBI's taxonomy places the organism in Eukaryota, Metazoa, Arthropoda, Insecta, Hemiptera, Aphididae.